Molecule: messenger RNA, 1020 nt
Organism: Verticillium alfalfae VaMs.102
Lineage: Eukaryota; Fungi; Ascomycota; Sordariomycetes; Glomerellales; Plectosphaerellaceae
Product: 4-coumarate-CoA ligase
Exons: 3
Coding region: 1-1020 (339 amino acids)
Biological process (GO): secondary metabolic process
Molecular function (GO): CoA-ligase activity
Source: RefSeq, a predicted model, not a curated record
AUGCGCUACGCCCAUAAGCCGUACCCCUUUGCCUCGCGCCCCGCCGAGCGCUGGAUCGGCUUCCUCCCCCUCUACCACGCCUACGGCCAGCUCUACACCAUUCUCAUGGCCAUUCGGCUGCGCGUGCCCGUCUACGUGAUGCGCGAGUUCCGCUACGAGGACUUCCUCGCCGCCAUUGGCCGCUAUCGCAUCACGAGCCUGCAGGUGGCGCCGCCCAUCCUUGUCAUGCUGUCGAAGCGCCGCGAGACGGCGCGCUACGAUCUCAGCAGCGUCCGCGACGUGCUCUGCGGUGCGGCGCCACUGUCGCGCGAGCUGCAGAACGAGUGCCAGCGCCGCUUUGGCGUCCAGAUCAACCAGGGCUGGGGUAUGACGGAGGUGACCUGCGGGGCGCUGCACGUGCCGGGCGGUAUCCGUGACGACACGGGGAGCGUCGGCCAACUUGACCCCAACUGCGAGAUGCGGCUCGUCGACGACGACGGGCGCGAGGUCGGUGUUGGGCUGCCUGGGGAGAUGGUCGUUCGAGGGCCCAACGUCUGUCUAGGCUACUGGCGGAACGAGGCCGCGACGAAGGAGUGUAUCGACAGCGAGGGCUGGCUGAAGACGGGGGACAUUGCCGUCUGCGACAAGAAAGGGUUCUUCUGGAUCGUCGACCGAAAGAAGGAGCUCAUCAAGGUCAAUGCGCUGCAGGUAGCGCCAGCUGAGCUGGAGGCCGUUCUUCUCGAGAACGAGCAUAUUGCAGAUGCGGCGGCGGUAGGCAUCACGGUCAACGGGGAGGAGAAGCCGAGAGCCUACGUCGCCAUUCAGGAGGAUUCAAAGGGCAAGGUCACGCCGGCGGACGUUGCGGAAUGGAUCACGACGCGCGUGGCCAAGCACAAGCGGUUGACUGGUGGGGUCGUGUUCGUGGAGGAGGUGCCCAAACUGGCAAGCGGCAAGAUUCAGCGCAAGACAAUGCGCGAGUGGGCCAAGAGGGAUGCGACGGCGAUUGAGGCCGCCAGCCAACAAGAGAGGGUGAGGCUGUAG